Messenger RNA from Ctenopharyngodon idella (grass carp), 2957 nucleotides. Its product is annotated as B-cell receptor CD22-like. NCBI's taxonomy places the organism in Eukaryota, Metazoa, Chordata, Actinopteri, Cypriniformes, Xenocyprididae. The transcript has 12 exons. The coding region runs from base 49 to 2118 and encodes 689 amino acids. The record is from RefSeq and is a predicted model, not a curated record.
UUUCUUAAUGAAAAAUCAUAUUUUUUAGCUAAAGACUAUGUUUUUCUCAUGAUGUGUGUGUCUAGUAUGUCAAUCAGAAUGGCUCUGCCCCUUCCUCUGGUGUUUCUGCUCAUGAUUCAUGGGGUUUCUAGUGCUGGUUGGGGUGUGAGUUACAGUCCUUCACACAUCUGUGCACUAAAGAACUCAUCAGUGAUAAUGAGCUGCACUUAUACAUACCCUACUGGAUAUCAGAUCAAGAACGUGUUUUGGACAAAAGCCUUUAUUAGGGGUGAAAAGCCUCCAGAUCUGUCUGAGGACCCUGAAUACAGUCAGAGGCUUCAGUAUCUGGGAGAUAAACAGCAGAACUGCACCAUCAGACUGAGUCAUGUGACACUGAAGGAUUCACGCAUGUACUAUUUCAGAUUCAUCACUGAUAAACCUGAUGGUAAAUGGAUUGGUGAUCCAGGAGUGACUCUUGCUGUCACAGAUCUUCAGGUGGAGUCUCCUGAGAGAGUGACAGAGGGAGAUUCAGUCCGUCUGACAUGUAACAGCAGCUGCACUCUGACUGACAGAGCAACAUUCAUCUGGUACAGAAACUCACAGCCAUUAACUGAGAGAAGAGACAGAAACAAUGAACUCCUGCUGCAGUCAGUCAGAAGAGAGGAUGCAGGCAGAUAUAGCUGUGCUGUACACGGACACAAUCACAUCUCUCCUGCUGUUGAGCUCAAUGUCACGUAUCCUCCAAAGAGCGUCUCAGUGUCCAUCAGUCCAUCUGGUGAAAUAGUGUCAGGAGAUUCAGUGACUCUGAUCUGCAGCAGUGAUUCAAACCCUCCUGCAGAAAUCAGCUGGUUUAAAGGAAGAACGUUUGUAGGAUCUGGAAGAAUCUACAGCAUCUCAAAGAUCAGCUCUGAUGACAGUGGAGAAUACAAGUGCAGAUCCAGAAAUCAACAUGGAGAGAAAUACUCUGAUGCUGUGACUUUAAACGUCAUGUGGGUUUCUAGUGCUGAUUGGGGUGUGAGUUACAGUCCUUCACACAUCUGUGCACUAAAUGACUCAUCAGUGAUAAUGAGCUGCACUUAUACAUACCCUACUGGAUAUCAGAUCAAGAACGUGUUCUGGACAAAAGCCUUUAUUAGGGGUGAAAAGCCUCCAGAUCUGUCUGAGGACCCUGAAUACAGUCAGAGGCUUCAGUAUCUGGGAGAUAAACAGCAGAACUGCACCAUCAGACUGAGUCAUGUGACACUGAAGGAUUCACGCAUGUACUAUUUCAGAUUCAUCACUGAUAAACCUGAUGGUAGAUGGAUUGGUGAUCCAGGAGUGACUCUUACUGUCACAGAUCUUCAGGUGGAGUCUCCUGAGAGAGUGACAGAGGGAGAUUCAGUCCGUCUGACAUGUAAAAGCAGCUGCACUCUGACUGACAGAGCAACAUUCAUCUGGUACAGAAACUCACAGCCAUUAACUGAGAGAAGAGACAGAAACAAUGAACUCCUGCUGCAGUCAGUCAGAAGAGAGGAUGCAGGCAGAUAUAGCUGUGCUGUACACGGACACAAUCACAUCUCUCCUGCUGUUGAGCUCAAUGUCACGUAUCCUCCAAAGAGCAUCUCAGUGUCCAUCAGUCCAUCUGGUGAAAUAGUGUCAGGAGAUUCAGUGACUCUGAUCUGCAGCAGUGAUUCAAACCCUCCUGCUCUGAACUUCAGCUGGUUUAAGGAGAAUGAAAGCUCAGCUGUUGGAUCUGGACAGAGUUUCAGUGCACUACAGAGUGGACGCUUCUACUGUCAGGCUCACAAUCAACAUGGAUCUCAGAGAUCAGACGCUGUAACUGUCACAGUUCAUCAUGGUGCUGGUAGGAAUGUGAUUGUGAUCGCAGCGGCAUCUGGAGGAUUAUUCAUCAUCAUUAUCAUCAUCAUCAUCAUCAUCAUCAUAUUUACAAUUAAGAAGAAAAAAAUAAACAGAAGAUCUGCGAUACAUGAGUGUGAGAACAAUGAUCCCAGUACAGGCACAUAUGCAGCUCUUGACCUCAAGUCCAGAUCUUCUGACCUCUACGACACACUCGCUACUGUCCAUCCCAGACCUGCCGUUCACCAGUCGAGCUCUUCAGAUUAUGAGAAUCUGUCACCACACAGCAAGACACCACGAUAAGAUGAAGCACAAGUUAAACUUUACUCAACUUUUGGGUUUUCGUUGGACACGCCCACAUCACAGCUACCAAUGAAAAUGAAGGACUUUCUGUGUGAACGCCACUGUAGAGUUUCCAUUCUGCAGUGAAGUGAUGUUUCUCAUCACGUCAAGUUCAAUUGGGAGAAUGGGAGAAUGAAAUUAUGUGUCUCUUACAGGUCCUGGCAAUAAUUCAACAUAAAACAGUAACAACAAGACACAAAUGUAUAAACAGGUCAAUUUUUGCAUAUUAUAUAAAGUGUUAAAUUAAUGUAAAUCCGACGGAUUAGACAAAAAGACAAUAUACACAGUAUACAAGACAUAUUGUGAGGUUCAUUAGAAAUGUAUAUGUUUGAAAGCAUUUAAAAUGGCACAGAUACAAUAGCAAUCUAAUACCUGAAUGGUUUAAACAGUCUUACCCACCUUUUUCCUAAUGAGCCUGAUGUGUUUAGAUUCUGCUCCAUCUUUAGUUCUGACGGAUGACACUGUGCGCAGUGACAGAUGUGUGAUGUUCCCUUUCCAUUUCCUGUGAAGUGUAUCGAUGUUCCCUUAUUCCCUAUGCUGGUCGCAGUGCCUUUCAAACUGAACAUGUUCCCUCCCUUUAAAUUGUAAUCUCACUUAAGAGAGCAGAAUACCCUGAAGUUCACUUCACAGUCCACUUACAGUCGAUUGGAACACAACUGAAGUGCUAUCUGAAAGAGUUUUCCACUGAGUUUGUGCAAGAAUAUUUUUAUACAUUUUAUGUUUAUCAAAGGGUCGAUGAGGCUGAUUCAUUUUAAAUAGAACAUAAAUAGAACAUUAAAAAUUACCAAGAUCAUUUUCAA